AUGCAGAAAAAAGGGGAGGCCAUUCUGAAUUACCAGAAUGAUGUACUUGAGUUAAACACAAGGUCACAGCCUGGGCCAAGGAGCCCUGAGCGAAUAGAAGGUGAAGACUACCACACGCGCCUGCUUGAAAACCAGCUCUGCGUGGGUGACUUUGUGAAAAUACAGAGGGCCUUUGAGUCCCCAGAGCCACGAGGAAACAUUUGCAUGUCCAGAGAGGAGUUUACACAAAGGAUGAUGGAGGUUAUUGGUUGGGGCUCACAGGAAGAAUAUGGAGAGCUCUUUGACAGAGUGGAUGUGGCCCAGGAAGGUUUCAUUAACUGGGACAAGCUGACUACAUUUAUGCUGUUAUCACUGUAUGAGAAAGAUGAACGGACAAAGGCAACGGUGGUUCCCCAGUGGAAGGACCUGGAAUUCCUCCCAGCAAAACAUAAGGAUACCAUUCAAAAUGUGAUUUUCUUGAAAAGUUCAAGUCGUUAUCUGACAAUCAGCAAAGAAGGUUUAAUUGGAAUUUGGGGUGAGAAUUUGAAGCUUCAAGAAAUAUUUCCCAUCACUUCAGAUACCACCAAACUCAAACACCUGUGGGUUACAAGCCUGGUUUCUCUGGAAAAUGUGAACAAGAUAGCAGUGGCUUUCACAAGUAAAGAGAUUUGUUUCUAUGAUCUGCUGUCCAAAGAAGAAUUUUCUUGUCAAUACAAACUCCAAGGCCUGAAAGGAGCACCAAUUUACAUGCAUUAUUGGUAUGAUCCUCUAGAUGCCAAUAAAUCCAUUCUUUCUUUUGGGGAUAUAACUGGAAAGGUUCAAGCCAUCGUGUUCACAGCAGCCUCAAUUUCCCUGUUUGAACGUCCUGCUACAGCGUGUGAAGAUGAAGAAGCCACCAUGACUAUUAACUGGGCAGAACUGCUCUCUGGAUGCCACAGCUGUUGCCAUGUAUUAGAGCACAGACUUCACCAUGGAGACUGGGUCAGGCAAGUUAUGUACAGUGCAUCUUUGGAUGCUAUCAUUUCCAGUACAACCAGCAAUGCAAAUACUGUGGUGUUGGCUUGGAGAGAGAAAUCAAAAAAGCAUCUGAAAAUGACAUCCUUCAACAUUGCCCAGGGCAUUCAUGCUUUUGAUUACCACUCUCAGCUCAACUUAAUUGCAACUGCUGGCAUUAACAAUAAAGUUUGCCUUUGGAAUCCCUAUGUUGUUUCUAAACCAGUGGGUGUCCUUUGGGGUCACUCAGCCAGUGUAGUAGCUGUCCAGUUCUUUGUUGAAAGAAAACAACUUUUCAGCUUCUCCCAAGACAAAGUUUUGAGACUCUGGGAUAUUCAACUUCAGCUGUCCAUCCAGAGAAUAGCCUGUUCAUUCCCCAAAAGUCAGGACUUCAGAUGCCUCUUUCACUUUGAUGAAGCCCGUGGACGACUUUUCAUCUCAUUUAAUAACCAGCUAGCAUUGUUGGCAAUGAAGAGUGAGGCCAGCAAGAGGGUGAAAAGCCAUGAGAAAGCAGUCACUUGUGUUCUUUACAAUUCCCUCCUGAGACAGGUAAUCAGCUCUGAUAUGGGGUCCACUGUUUCCUUCUGGAUGGUAGACACUGGGCAGAAAAUCAAACAGUUUACUGGUUGCCAUGGCAAUGCAGAAAUCAGCUCUAUGGCCCUUGAUGCAAAUGAGACACGGCUUUUGACUGGCAGCACAGAUGGGACUGUAAAGGUAUGGGACUUCAACGGAUUCUGUCACCACACACUAAGUGUUGGGCAAGAUGGAGCUGUGGAUAUUUCACAGAUCCUUGUUCUUAAGAAGACAAUCCUGGUUACAGGCUGGCAGAGAGGUAUUACUGUGUUUCGACCCCAGACCUUCAAUCAAUUUUUCAUCCAGUCUGAGGAAUGGAAAGGAGGAGUACAGCACCAGGAUGACAUUCUGUGUGCUGCAUUUUUACCCCCGCAAACUCUUGCUACAGGGAGUUAUGAUGGGGAAAUUAUUCUGUGGAACAAUAGCACAGAAAACGCACACCAUGUCCUUCAUCCUGAUUACCAGAGGCUGGUGAAAUCAAAAUCAGAUCCAGAACCUCAAAGGCUUCUCAGUGCUAGGAGGAGCUGCUCCACCCACCUCAUGGCAGAUCAAGGUACCAUGGGAGCCUGCACCUUUGAUAUCAACACCCAGGGCAAUAACGCUGUUAUGAAGCUUUGCUUUCUUGAAGCAAGAAAAAACAUUUCAGCAACAGGAGGAGCCAACCUGGUAUCAUGUGGAGGAUGUGGUUCUGUCAGAUUCUGGGACACAUUUAAAAAGCAACUUCUGGCUGAAUUUUUGGCUCAUAGUGGAGUUGGAUCCAUUACUAUGUCUACUGAUAAAUUGAAUCGCUAUCUCACCACAGGAGAUCUGAAUGGGUGGUUGAAAAUCUGGAAUAUACAGGAGUACUGUCUUAACUCCAGCAAAAAGAGAAUCACACAGGCCCCGCCUCUGUUAAGAUCAUUCCAGCCUCAUGAGGACCGCAUAAGUUGCCUGGAGAUGUGUGAGGCGGGUGGGCAUCUGCUCGUCCUCUCAUCCUCUGCAGACUGUAGUGUUUGUGUGACUGGCGUCUGCGAUUCUCCUGUUUGGAUCUUUGGCCAGGCAAAGCAUUGGCAUUUUGACAACUAUCUCUUUCUUCCUGAAAGAGUUACUCACUUAAAGGAAAGUGAAAUUAAAAAGGAAGGCAUAAGAGCAACCCCUUUAUUUUCUAAGGAGGAUUCACAUUUAGAUCCAAAAGAACAUUCUCUACUUAGUAAGGAAAACAAAGAUGACUCAACAUACAAAGCUAGACCAUCAGAAGACAUAAAUUUAGCUAUGAAUUAUAAGGAAAGAAAUACUUUUAUGAAAAAAAUACAGAAACCUUAUUAUGGUGAAGUUAUACAACAAUCAUCCAGUGCAUUUCGGUCAUUAAGCAUCAGAGACCUAAAAGAACUGCCCGAGGUGAAUAAACCUGCCUUCCUCCUCGACCCUGAGCAGUAUUUCAGGGAAGAGCCACAAGAGGAACACCUCCAAAUCCCAGAGCUCCCAUCGCUUUCAGAAACUUUGAAAGCUGUAUUUGAUGAGAAAAACCUGUUCCCCAAAGGCAUCCUGGAUCGUGAAAGAAGAGCCAAGCAAUUAUGUCAGGAAACAAGUUGUGAAAUGAAGAUAAAAAAGAAAUAA
Molecule: messenger RNA, 3141 nt
Organism: Lepus europaeus (European hare)
Lineage: Eukaryota; Metazoa; Chordata; Mammalia; Lagomorpha; Leporidae
Gene: WDR49
Product: WD repeat domain 49
Exons: 18
Coding region: 1-3141 (1046 amino acids)
Molecular function (GO): protein binding; calcium ion binding
Source: RefSeq, a predicted model, not a curated record